AUACCUUACUUUAAAAACUUAUUUUUUAUGCAAAAAAUACUGUACAAAAAGGCAAAAUUUUAAUGCGAGGAAUAAGUUUUGUGCGAAUGGAUAGCAAACAGACGGAGAAACUGAUUAAAGUGGACGAAGAGGUAGAAGAGCGGAAGAAAGAUGAAAAAAUAGUGGUUGAUAUACCGGACGCCACUGCUAACAGAAGGAGUCGAUUGAGGCCUAAAAGUGCCAGAAGUAUUCGGGGCAUGUUUAACGACGAGAACGUUCCCAAUGAAGAGGCCAUAUAUAAACUAAAUGAGAGGACUUGUUUCCAUAAGGUUAGGUCAUUGGAUAAGUUUGUUUGCCGUAAAUAUCACAUCGAUUUGGACACA
This is a messenger RNA of Medioppia subpectinata, 362 nucleotides long. The record is from the annotation of a GenBank genome assembly. NCBI's taxonomy places the organism in Eukaryota, Metazoa, Arthropoda, Arachnida, Sarcoptiformes, Oppiidae.